GUUUUUGACUUUGACACUUCUAAAAUAACCUAAAAAUCAAGAACACAAAUAUUGUAGUAAAUACUGAAAAUCUAUUUCAAAAUGUCCAAAUACUCUAGUUUAAUUAACUUUGUAUCAAAAAGAAGCAUAUCGCUGACUGCACCAUGUGAAAGCAAACGGAAUUUCAGGAAGUUUAUGCUUAUUAACAAGAGGGGAAGCCGUCUUCAUAAACAACAGCAAGCGAACAAUCCCAAUCCUCAGUUGGAAAUAGAUCACCGAGGGGUCCGCCCUACGGGAUACUAUUUAAAUGGGCGAUUUAUAAAAGUUCCUGAAAUGGUGCCUGAAAUCAUUGUACCAGACCUUAAAGAUUGUGAAUUUAAACCAUAUGUUUCUUACAAAGUUACCGAUGUGGUACAGAGUGAGUUCACCUCUGAGCAACUGUUUAAUGCUAUUUAUAGUAAGAAGAUAAUAUCUGACUUUAAAGAGGGCAAGUUGGACGAAAAUGGCAGUCCUCUAGAGCCUUCCGAAGAUGAGAAAUUAAAUUCAGAGGAAGCCAUUGCCAGAGCUAAACGAACAGGAUCAGACAUCUUCUAAUACUGUUUCUAAUAUAAUAUAGUUAUUGUGUUAGAAGUCUUAAUUUUAUAGCUUUAUUAGUUUGUAAUGUAAUAUAAAAAUGCCAUUUAA
Plutella xylostella (diamondback moth) is the source of this 663-nucleotide messenger RNA. RefSeq names its product mitochondrial ribosomal protein L41 (gene mRpL41). Gene Ontology annotation, molecular function: structural constituent of ribosome. NCBI's taxonomy places the organism in Eukaryota, Metazoa, Arthropoda, Insecta, Lepidoptera, Plutellidae. Gene Ontology annotation, cellular component: mitochondrial large ribosomal subunit. The record is from RefSeq and is a predicted model, not a curated record. Gene Ontology annotation, biological process: translation.